AUGGAUGAAAAAACGUUGUUGAGGAAGAGGCCUUCCGAGGUCUCCAUCGAAGUCCUUGAUCCUGAACACUACCACGCACUCGUCAAAGCGAUUCGAAACAUCCUUUCAACAGAGCUGGCAGAGCUGAGCAUAGCACAGCUUAUUGAUGGCCUUCCAUUGAUGAUCUCGGUUUUCGAGAGCCGCGGGUGUCUUGUCGGGAAAGGCCAUCCAUUACUGGAGCACGAGACCCUUUGCGAUGGCGCUCUGCAGCAGGCAAAGCAAUUGCGCGACGGAUUCGACCCGGCUGUUCUUUCCUUUUCUUCCAAGGUAUGUACUUUGUCACGAUUGAGAUUUGAGACUUCGGUGGCUCUAUUUACACAUCAUCCCAAGCUGCACAGUCAGGAGGACAUCGACGCCACUGUGUCCUGGGUCCUUCCGCCUCGGUGGAUAGAGCACGAUGGCCUCAAACCGCGCUGGGAAAAAGACAUUGAACCCCACCCGACGCUCUUUUACCAUGUAAAUUAUCUUGAUUACGACCGAUACACCCACGGCCUUGCCGAUGUAGCUGGAUACUGGGCAGAGGAUCGCAUAUUUGGUGGUGUCGUUCUGUUUGACAGAGGCGAAUCCGCAUACGAGUGCAACGAUAUCUACCUUCAUUCCGGAAGAGUCAAAGCACCUUCUCGUAUUUGGAAGCUCCUUGACUCUCAGUUCGAGGGCUUAGUUGACUUCCUCAUGUCCGCUGAUAUUAGCACACAAGAACCACCCAAAUCUUUUCCCAUUCUCGCCACCAGAGAGAAUCUCCAUCGCCACGACGUCUGGGAUGCGAUUGCUCUGCACAACAUUUACAGAGACCCCUGGGAACGCAAGUUCCCUCAAACAAAACCCGAAGAGUGGAGGGACGUACGGUCAAUAGGAGAUCACCCAGAGCUGCAGGACGCUUUCGAUGCAAUCACCAGUUACAAGCCGGAGAAACCGGUGAAAGUCAAACUGACAUAUGACGAGAGGGGAUUGCCGGUUGUAACGAAGCGUUCUAGGGACUCGGAGGCCUCAGAAGACGAGCUGUCGCAGGCAUCAUCCAGCGGCAAGCGCAGGAGGAUUGGAGCGGACAACUCGGGAGAAACACCACCGCAGCAGCUCUCCCCCCCACGCCUGGGCUCUCCACCUCCGUUGGACUCCCCGCCACCUCUCAGUUCGCCUCCUCGACUCGAUUCACCAGAGGCCGUAGAGUUGCCGUCUUCGCCUGGUCGGAGUGGUGCAAGCAAACCGGAGCAGUAG
This is a messenger RNA of Podospora anserina S mat+, 1254 nucleotides long. RefSeq lists its product as uncharacterized. NCBI's taxonomy places the organism in Eukaryota, Fungi, Ascomycota, Sordariomycetes, Sordariales, Podosporaceae. The record is from RefSeq and is a predicted model, not a curated record. Bases 1 to 1254 code for a protein of 417 amino acids. The transcript is spliced from 3 exons.